This is a messenger RNA of Paecilomyces variotii, 1080 nucleotides long. RefSeq names its product ChaC-like protein-domain-containing protein. Bases 104 to 910 code for a protein of 268 amino acids. Gene Ontology annotation, molecular function: glutathione specific gamma-glutamylcyclotransferase activity; gamma-glutamylcyclotransferase activity. The transcript is spliced from 7 exons. Gene Ontology annotation, cellular component: cytoplasm. Lineage: Eukaryota; Fungi; Ascomycota; Eurotiomycetes; Eurotiales; Thermoascaceae. The record is from RefSeq and is a predicted model, not a curated record. Gene Ontology annotation, biological process: glutathione catabolic process.
CGUUUGUUCCAGAUCGGCUCUUUUCCGUCUCUAAUUAGCACCCGGAAGUCGCCGCACUGCGACAAGUUCCACGAGUAUAUUUUCCCACGGGGCCGUCCGCAUUAUGGCUGUAGCCCCAGCUAAGGUUUCUGUACAUACGCCUUCGAGUACUCGGACGUGGCGGACUCAUUUCCCGGAUGGAGAUCUCUGGGUAUUCGGCUACGGGAGUUUGAUAUGGAAACCACCCCCGCAUUUUGAUAAAAGAGUCCCCGGUCAUCUCAAUGGGUAUGUGCGGAGGUUUUGGCAGGCUAGUGCGGAUCAUCGGGGUACCCCUGAGGCUCCCGGGCGCGUGGUGACAGUCAUCGAACGAUCUUUUUGGGAGACCUUGAAUGAUCCACAAGCCUAUCUCGAAACCUCCCCGGAUUCCGCUGUCUGGGGUGUUGCCUACCACAUUCCUGCUUCCCACGCGGAGGAAGUCCACGACUACCUAGACAUUCGCGAGAUCAACGGCUAUACAGUACACUACACUCCAUUCUACCCCGUUGCUCCUGAAUCUUCCGGUGAAAAUGGACUCGCUGGCGCCGGCGUCCCCAUGACCUGCAUGGUCUACAUCGGCCUUCCCACAAACACACAGUUCCUUCGAGAUCCUGCGGAGCGCGACCCAGAUGCCGUCGCACGCGUUAUCAGUGUGAGCCACGGACAAAGUGGCAAGAACACGGAAUACCUCUACCUUCUAGAGAAGGCGCUCGAAGGAAUCGGUCUAGGUAGCGCGGACGGUCACGUCACAGACCUCGUGAAACGGGUGAGAGCGCUCGAAGAGAAGAAGCUGGCCGACGAGGAGGAAGAGGAGGCUGAGCGCAAGACGAAGAAAGCGUUUGAGCCAGGAAAGACAGAGACGCAGUCUCAUGCAGAGUUUCCACGGGCAGAGUAAUCUGACUCCCAGCAUGGACCCUGAAUAUCGCAACCAUAUUUGGAUGCUUUAGACUUUCACAUAGAAGACAAACAACGAAGCUACGGUUUUCGAUAGACUGGGGAUUUGAAGAAAACAGGAACUGGAAUCGUACCACGUAAAGAGAGAUCUUCGUCAUCAUGAGACAAGUG